Messenger RNA from Coccidioides immitis RS, 1008 nucleotides. Its product is annotated as STE/STE20 protein kinase. Gene Ontology annotation, molecular function: ATP binding; protein kinase activity. NCBI's taxonomy places the organism in Eukaryota, Fungi, Ascomycota, Eurotiomycetes, Onygenales, Onygenaceae. Bases 1 to 1008 code for a protein of 335 amino acids. Gene Ontology annotation, biological process: protein phosphorylation. The record is from RefSeq and is a predicted model, not a curated record. The transcript is spliced from 4 exons.
AUGGCUUCAAGUUCUUCUCUCGUGAGGCUGGGCCAGUCCAUCGCUGGCUCAGCAAGUUCGUCUUCUCCUGUCCUGAAACUGGGCCAGUGUCUCACUGGCGCAGUCAGUACGUAUACUGUCACCAAGCAACUCGGCGAAUUCAUUUGGUUGGGAAGUAACAAAGUUGGGCAGACUGUCGUGAUCAAAUCCGCGCGCCAUUUCCGAAUCGCCAACGAGAGGGAUGUCCUGAGGAAAUUCCAGUCCAGAACUCCGCAUCUGCGCCCCUUGAUAGAUGAGAUAGUCGAACCAGCAGACCUGCCUGCCAUCGUGUUGAAACAUCUCGAGGAUGAUCUACUCACCGCUUCAAACGCUAAGAAGCUUAGCAGAAGGGAGAUCAAAUAUGCAUCAAAGAGGGUUCUUGAGGCAUUGAAAGUACUGCAUGAAGAUGGUUAUGUGCACACAGAUAUCAAAAUGGACAAUGUCCUGGUGAACUACGCGCCAUCUUCCCAGAAUGAAAGUGGACAGCGCUUUACCGAUGUCCAACUCGCAGACCUCGAGAGCACAGUCCACAUAACCUCCCGCUUUUGCAAGGACCGCGAUGAAAUUGGUACGCCCAUCUGGCGGAGCCCAGAGGCGCAGUUGGGACUGCAAUGGGGUCCACCAACUGACAUCUGGUCAUUUGGGACAAUGGUGAUAUCCAUGAUCUGGGGUGACAACUUCUUUAUCUUCAAGCCCAAAUUCCCCCGUGGCCACGACGAAUAUGAACUGGAGAUCCUCGCCAAAUACCACAUCUAUUUUGGACCAUAUCCACCAUCAUAUGUCGAUCUCGCUGAUCAGGAGACCUUGGGAGUACUGUCACUUAUCAUGAACGAUGUGCCGCCCGAGAAGUUGAGACCUUUCUCACUGGCUAGCCAGCGAGAGAUUUCGGAAGACGACAAGGAGUUUGUCUUGAAGAUAAUGAAACUUGACCCAAGGGACAGGCCGACUGCAAAGGAACUUCUCGAAGACGAGUGGUUCAAUGGAAUAUGA